Nothoprocta perdicaria is the source of this 2976-nucleotide messenger RNA. RefSeq names its product S-adenosylmethionine synthase-like. Gene Ontology annotation, molecular function: ATP binding; methionine adenosyltransferase activity. The coding region runs from base 1 to 1170 and encodes 389 amino acids. The transcript has 9 exons. NCBI's taxonomy places the organism in Eukaryota, Metazoa, Chordata, Aves, Tinamiformes, Tinamidae. Gene Ontology annotation, cellular component: cytosol; methionine adenosyltransferase complex. The record is from RefSeq and is a predicted model, not a curated record. Gene Ontology annotation, biological process: S-adenosylmethionine biosynthetic process.
AUGUCAAGUCAUACCUCAAAAAAAGAAAAGCGCUUUCUUUUUACCUCAGAGUCUGUUGCUGAAGGUCAUUCUGAUAAGAUGUGUGAUCAGAUAAGUGAUGCUGUUCUGGAUGCUCAUCUUGCCAUUGAUCCAGAUGCCAAGGUUGCCUGUGAGUGUGUAGCAAAAACUGGAAUGAUUUUGCUUUGUGGAGAGAUUACUUCCCAAGCUAUAGUGGAUUACCAGCAAAUUGUCAGAGAGACAAUUAAGAACAUAGGGUAUGAUGAUUCCUCCAAAGGAUUGGACUAUAAGACUUGUACAGUUUUAGUAGCUUUAGAGCAGCAGUGCAAAGAGAUCAAGCAUGCUGUGUCCCAUGGCAAGAGUGAUGAUGACAUUGGAGCAGGGGAUCAGGGCCUGAUGUUUGGCUACGCCACUGACGAGACGGACGCGUGCAUGCCCCUAACAGUCCUGCUGGCACACAGGCUGACUGCACGGAUAAAGGUGCUGGGCCGCGACGGGACCUGGCCCUGGGUUAGACCCGACGGGAAAACACAGGUCACAAUGGAAUACAAGGAGUGCAAUGGAGCAGUGGAGCCCAUCCGAGUGCACACACUUGUGGUCUCAGUACAUCAUGCUCCGGAUAUACCUGUAGAGCAAAUACGGAAGGAGCUAAUGGAGAAAGUUGUUAAAGUAGUAAUUCCAGAGAAGUACCUUGAUGAGCACACGAUUUAUCACCUCCUUCCAAGUGAAAAGUUUGUAGAAGGGGGUCCUAAGAGCGAUGCUGGGCUGACUGGCAGGAAGAUCAUUGUUGAUACCUAUGGAGGCUGGGGAGCCCACGGAGGGGGCGCUUUCUCUGGAAAAGAUCCUUCCAAAGUUGAUCGCUCUGCAGCAUACGCAGCUCGCUGGGUUGCAAAAUCUCUGGUGAAAGCUGGCCUCUGUAAAAGAGUAUUAAUCCAGCUAUCAUACGCUAUUGGUCUGAGUCAUCCUCUUGCAAUCUCGGUGUUUCAUUAUGGCACGUCAGACAGAUCGGAGGAAGAACUGCUCGAGAUAGUACAGAAAAACUUUGAUCUACGCCUUGGAGCUAUCAUAAGGGAGCUGGAUUUGAAGAGGCCGAUGUAUCAAAAAACAGCAUGUUACGGGCAUUUUGGAAGAGAAGAAUUUACAUGGGAGAAACCCAAAAAACUUGUGUUUUAGACUUUUCAAAAUAUUUUGCUUAAUCAGAUUCAACUUUACUAAUCAGAUUCAACUUUAAGCUUCAUGAAAAGAUUGUAUGUGGUCUUCUUUAAAUGACAUUCUGUAGCUAGUAGAUGUAUGGACAAUUAUUUAUAUUUAAUUUUCAACUUCAAUAGUGGCCUGAAAUGCAUGCCCUCCAGCUAAGAAACCCUUUGCUCUGUCUCUGUUAUCAGAAUGAUCAAUUUAGACCUUUGGCUGUGAUCAGAUGUUAAAUGAAGAGCAGGCUGUGGAAGUUAAAGUGAUUCGUGUCCCGCCAGGGAAGCCUCAUGCUGCUUGGUCAGGUAACUUAGUCCAGUAAUGGUGCAAAUUCCAUGACUACACCUUCUGUAAUGGUUCUUCUGAUCCCAGCAAAUUGCUAAGGUAUUUCAGAACACUGCCCGUUGUAACCCUAAUAUACGUUAGCAAUGUGGUAGUGUUAUCUGUUUGCUUUUUUCCCCAAGAGACAAAAUUCAAAAUACCCUAGCUUUUCUUAGAAGACUAUGGAGGAAUUAAAAGAUUUAUAUAUAGGAAGUAGCUAUUCUGGUGAGCAGAUUUAUCAGCAUAUUGCAGUCUAAGAGAGAGUGUUGAAAUGCUGUAACUGCUUUUGCUUAAUACUAGGGAAUUUUAAUAAACAAUUAAGCAAAUACCUCUCUCCUUCCCAUCAAAGGGAUAGCAUGGGCUUCAGCGAUGUGUGUAAUUAAAUGCAAAUAGUUUAAUAUAACACUAGUUUUGAACAAGUUUUCAAAAGCUUCCUUGUGAAGAUUGAUUGAUCCAGUGCUCCUUCCAUGGAGCAGAGCCAAAGCAAGGUCAUGGUUCGGCAGCUCCAGUACAUUACCUGGCCUGAUACAGUCAACCUGAUCUACCACAGCAGUGCUGCAGUCACUCUCGAGCCUUACAAAGGGCUCGUUUUAUUAUGAAAGGAACCUGAAAGUUCCUGGAAUAAAAGCUGCAGUUUUCUUGCUAGAUCAAGUAUUCCUUUUUUAAUGACAGGUUUCCCUUUGUAUCAGAGGUUAGCUUAGACCCUUGCUUUGCCUGCAGUCCAGUGUAAUCCAGUGUAUGGCAACACGGUUGCAAAACUGCAUUUAAUCUUUAUUAAAAUAGACCAAAGCUAGUGUUGUCUACAAAAUAUUAGCAUAGUUUGGUAAAAAUUCUGAAAAGUCAGAAGAACUCACCCCCUGUCAUAGCAGUAUUGAAGUAAAAUGUUUAAAUGAUGACAGGCUGCCAAGAUUGUUAUACAGUAAAUGAGCUGCAAUGAUAUUUUGAAAGGUACUUCCAUAAACGGCCCUUUAGCCUCAAUUUAACUCUGUUUUGAAACUUUACCCUGCCAAAUUUGAAUGGUGUUUUUGGUAGGAAACUGUGGUUAUCGUUUUGUCAGGAGAAAAGCACAUUUUGAUAAAGUCUUUUGCUAAAUUUGAAGAGGGAAUGAAUUGUUUUGUGGCCAUGUUUCUUAAACUGAAAAAAAAAAAAAACCCAAAACCAAAAACUGUGCUAAUUUUUAGACAUCUGGAGUCUAAAAGAGAUAAAUUGGCCACGGGGUAUUUGGACAGUAAGUAUCUGCAGAUCUCAUCAAAAUAUGGUUCAUCUUGCCCUUUGGCUUCCUGUAAAAUUGUGUUGAGAUGAAAGUUACAGACUUUGCCUCCAAUGGCUUGAGUAGUUUUUCAGGGAAUUUUUCUCAAGUACCUAACAUUUCGUAAGAACAGAUCAACUAUUGGGAUUCUCUGCUGUUGUCUUAGUUCCCUUAACUUGUGCAGGAGCUGCACUUUCUGGUCUGAGAGAUGAAAAAAUGUU